AUGUCUUCCAACCACGCCAUCGUCAUCCAGGGAGCAGGCAAGGCCUCAGUCGUCGAGGCUUCCAUCCCCAAGCUCCGCGACGACUACCUCAUCGUCAAAGUCAAGGCCGUGGCCCUGAACCCCACCGACAUCCUCCACAUCGACCUCUUCGCCGUCACAGGAGCCCGCGUGGGCUGCGACUACGCGGGAAUCGUCGAGGAGGUCGGCUCCAAGGUCGCAAAGCCCUUCAAGAAGGGCGACCGCAUCGCCGGCGUCGCGCACGGGUCCAACGCCGUGCACCACGAGGACGGCACGUUUGCCGAGUACAUCACCGUCAAGGGCGACCUACAGCUCCGCAUCCCGGACAACGUCACGUUCGAGGAGGCCGCCACCCUCGGCGUCGGCGUGACGACUGUGGGCCAAGGCCUGUACCAGAGCCUCGGCCUGCCGUACAUUGAUCAGCCCAGCACCGAGAAACUGCCCGUUCUCAUCUACGGCGGGAGCACGGCGACCGGAGCGCUGGCGAUCCAGAAGCUAGGCGCCGAUGUGAUUUUGGAUUACAAGUCUGCCACCGUUGUAGAGGACAUCAAGAAGAGUGCGGGCGGCAAGCUGAAGCACGUUCUGGACUGUAUUUCCUCCGAGUCGUCUGCGGAUAUCAGCGUCAAGGCGAUCGCGGAGGACGGCGGCGUCUACUCCACCCUGAGGCCCGUGCCGGCGGAGCUCGUCUCGGCGAUCAACAGCAAGUUUGGGAGCAAGUUCUGGGCUGAUACCGAGCGGCUGUUGGGAGAGGGGAAGAUUGUUGCUCACAAGCCUACUGUGAAUGAGGGUGGAAGUGGUCUCGAAGGCGUUCUCAAGGGUCUUGAUCUAGUUAGACAGGGCAAGGUGAGCGGAACCAAAUUGGUUUACGUCGUUUCGUAG
This is a messenger RNA of Colletotrichum scovillei, 897 nucleotides long. RefSeq names its product TOXD protein. The record is from RefSeq and is a predicted model, not a curated record. The transcript is spliced from 3 exons. NCBI's taxonomy places the organism in Eukaryota, Fungi, Ascomycota, Sordariomycetes, Glomerellales, Glomerellaceae. The coding region runs from base 1 to 897 and encodes 298 amino acids. Gene Ontology annotation, molecular function: oxidoreductase activity, acting on NAD(P)H.